Cercopithifilaria johnstoni is the source of this 1434-nucleotide messenger RNA. NCBI's taxonomy places the organism in Eukaryota, Metazoa, Nematoda, Chromadorea, Rhabditida, Onchocercidae. The record is from the annotation of a GenBank genome assembly.
AUGGCAAAGAAAUCUUCCAAGGGAAUUCCUUCAGAAAAGGGAAUCAAAAAAAGUGGAGGAGAAGAUAUACCGAAAGGUUUAGAGGAUGAAGAAUACUUCCAUGGCUUAUUACCGCGUGAAGAUUGCAGCGAAAUUUUAACCAAAGUUGGAGAUUUUCUUGUACGUGUAUCACAACCACGACCAACUGAUCCACGUGAAGUAAUCAUAUCAGUACGCGUAUCAAAAGAACAAUCAGCACAAUCAAUCCGACAUGUAAUUGUUAAGAAGCAAAAGCUUCCAAACGGUGAAAUUGUAUGGAUUGCAAUUGAAGCGAUCAAAUUUACCUCAUUCUUUGAAUUAAUUGAACAUUACCUAAAAAAAGGCGAUCCAAUUAAUCCUGAACAUGAAAAUAGUGUACUGAUCAAAGCAGUUAAGCGACAACCAUGGGAAUUUAGUCAUGAUGAUAUUACGCUUAAAGAAAUGCUUGGCUCUGGCGCAUUUGGUGAAGUGCGGUCAGGUGAACUGAUCAUUAACAAGAAAAAAACUGAGUGUGCUGUGAAAAUUGCUAAAAUUACGAUAACGGAAGCACAAAUGGCACUUCGAAAGGAGAAAAUUAAGGAAAUGAUGCAUGAGGCACGUUUGAUGCGUCAUUACGAUCACGAUAAUAUUGUUCGCAUUUAUGGCGUUGCGGUAGAUCGUGAACCAUUGAUGAUUGUGAUCGAAUUGAUUAAAGGUGGAUGCCUGUCGGAAGAUCUAAAACACCGCAAAGGAAAUAUUUCAAAUGGUGAGAAAGUGGAAAAAAUGUGCCUCGGUGCAGCUCAUGGUUUGCAAUAUUUGCAUUCAAAGAAAUGCAUUCAUCGCGAUAUAGCCGCCCGAAACAUUUUAUACACUAAGGAUAAAGUGGCUAAAAUAAGUGAUUUUGGGAUGUCACGCGAGGGAAUAAUUUAUAAGAUGAAAACAUCAAAGAAAGUACCGAUCAAGUGGACAGCCCCUGAAACUAUUGCUACAUUUGUUUAUAGUUUGCAAACAGAUGUUUAUUCAUUUAGCAUAACAGUAUGUGAAGUAUUCAACGAUGGCGAAGAACCGUACAAAGGAUUAAAAAAUUCAGAAGUCAAGAAAAUGGUAUUACGCGGAGAAAGAAUGGAAAUACCGGAAGCACCCGAGGGUAUAUCAACUUUAAUUAAGCAUUGCUGGGAUCAGAAUCCAUCAUCUCGAUGGACAAUGACCGAUGCAGUGAAAAAAUUGGAAAAAAUAGCCAAACAGAUUAGCCAGCAAGGAACGGAGAAUGUAGGCGUAACCGGAUUGAAUUCAGGCAAGGACAUGAGCCUCUCAAAAAACACUAAUGUUUCCAACAAGAAAAAUGAUUCCUUGAAAAGUAUUCUGGACAGUCCGGUAGCGCAAAAGUCGAUCAAAGGAUUGCAAAUAUCGAAAGGAAUUAAGAAAAAGAAUAAAUGA